AUGAUCGCAAUAGCCCUCUUACAACCAUCUUACCUCGAUACAGUCAUGUCGGAUCGUGCGACGGCCGCACCGCCUCCUCUUCGUCGACGCCUCCUUGCCGACAUCGCGGAGGUUCAACAAGACCCUUACCCGGGCGUGCACCUGUACUUGGACGAUCAGGACAUAACACGCGCCUGCUUGGUCUUGACGCCGCAGGAACAGAAGCCGCUGCAUUUGGAGAUCAACUUUCCGACUAAUUACCCCAUUUGCGCCCCAAAUGUUACGAUCCAGAGUCAUGUCGACCAUCCGAACAUCUUCGACAAUUACAUCUGCGCAACGAUCUUGAACACGGAUGAGGGCUGGACGCCGGCUUACACCCUCAAGGGCAUCCUGAUCCAGCUUCUGAGCUUCUUCUCGAGCGAUAUGAUCGAGCAGGACGACGGCCUUGCAGGCGAGAAGGUAGAUCUCGCCAGCUACAGAGCGCAGAGGAGGGCUGCUCGCGAGACGUACCGUCAGUACCACACAGAAGAGAGACAUGACAACAGCACCUGGUUCUACGAGUGCUACUGCUGUGGUUUCAAUAAGUCGUGGGUGCCUUCAAGGCCGGAUCCGGUCGCGCGGAAAUUUGCAGUCAUGGCGAACAAGCAGGCUGCAAAAUCGUUCGUUCAUCCGGAACACUCUAAGCUGUUUGAGCUUCCCGACGAAGUUAUUCUUAAUCUUUUGUCGUGGAUGGACACUACAGAUAUCAUCUUUUUCGCCGACGCCGUACCCACCAUCAAGCAUAUGCUUAUCUCGUACGACUUCAUUCGUCUUCGCGAACUGCAGUGCUUUUGCCUGAAGAAGUCCUUUCUGACGGCCAAGCUCGGUGUCGGUGUUUCAAUCGCUGGUGGUAGGAAGCCAGUCUUUCGCUCCGAGUUCGACUUGCUGUCCAACGAAGCAUACAACCUCUUCGGUGUUCGUAAAUCCAUACAGGGCGUCGGCUUCGAGAAAUGGCUCCCUAUACCCCUUUCGUAUCGCCACUGGAAGUCUGUGCAGCAGAAUGCGGGCCAUGCCUUAGAAGGAUUGCGGGUGGCUGCGGGGCUCUACGAGACAGACAAGGUAGCUGUCCUCUACCACUUCAUGAACUCGAUCGUGGUGCAAUUCUCCAACGAUGCCGCACGCUCUUGGGAGAAGCCAGAUGCACGAAGCACCUUAUCGCACGCGUCUGAGAAGGCAGUGGAGUCCUACUUCGCUUUGUUCCACCUUCUCUUGUGUUUUGCGACUGAGAACUCUACUAUUGUGAAUAACGCAAACCGUAUGGUUGCGCGCUUCCUUGUCGGACCACGUACCAAGACGCACUUCCCAGACCUUGGCCAUCUUCUCGUGGCAGCGCUCAUCUCCCAUACGGGCCUCACUCAGGAGCUGACUUUACACAUCAUAAAGGAAGCAAUCCUGCGUAAUGUGGUCUGGAUGCUCGAUAUUAGAGGUGCCGCUAUGGCUGAGCUAGCGUACCUCGAGCCCACGCCCAUCUCCGACUAUCGGCUUCAGAAGACUUUUGGAGCAUCGCGCACGUCCUACCGCCUCCUUAUGUUCCUCAAACUAUUCAGCUCCACCGCACGAACCCCCGGGAAGACACUCGUGCAGCUGCGCGAGAUACUGUUUGACACGCACAGCGCACCGCCGCCCGGUAUGACCGCCGCUAUGGCCCACAAGAUCCGUGCAAUUCAUUCUAUCGAUUGCUUCCCCCAGUUUCUGACAGCCAUGGGCAUUACCCAGAUGCCAGCUAGGUCGGAGUUCACAGCGUUUCUGCGACGCACCAUUGGUGACAGCGUGAACGCGGGAUACUCGCGAAUGCCUAUGAGCCAGAGCCAGUUGUAUAUGAUUCGGAGGCUGUAUGAGCCGGCUGUGGAGCGUUCGAAGGAGGUGCAAAUUACGCCCCAAUUGGAGGUUUGGUUCGAGCGCGGGGAGAAGUGGUAUGGAAACGGGUGGAAUGGUAGGCCAACUUUCUUCCCUCAGGAGACUAGAGCAGGUGGUAGCCGUGGUCGUGGUCCCAGUAGAAGGCAAGGAUAG
Molecule: messenger RNA, 2028 nt
Organism: Didymosphaeria variabile
Lineage: Eukaryota; Fungi; Ascomycota; Dothideomycetes; Pleosporales; Didymosphaeriaceae
Exons: 1
Coding region: 1-2028 (675 amino acids)
Cellular component (GO): endoplasmic reticulum; cytosol
Source: RefSeq, a predicted model, not a curated record